Messenger RNA from Canariomyces notabilis, 1521 nucleotides. Its product is annotated as acid protease. Lineage: Eukaryota; Fungi; Ascomycota; Sordariomycetes; Sordariales; Chaetomiaceae. The coding region runs from base 1 to 1521 and encodes 506 amino acids. Gene Ontology annotation, biological process: proteolysis. Gene Ontology annotation, molecular function: aspartic-type endopeptidase activity. The record is from RefSeq and is a predicted model, not a curated record. The transcript has a single exon.
AUGAGACUCGGUUGGGCUGCGUUGCUUGCUCUAGCUUCCGACGUGUCAUCGCAAAGCGUUGUCCGGUUCAAUGUCACCAAAGGGGCGCCCGGUGCGCGCGGCGGCGGUGUACCUACGUUGUCUCGCCGCUCGACAUAUUCGGAGCAGCUUAUCAACAGCAUCGCAGGGGGUGGCUACUUUACCCAGGUCAAGGUGGGGACGCCUGGGCAGACCAUGACGAUGCUGUUGGACACAGGGAGCAGCGACACGUGGGUGCUGAGCUACAAGGCAAACCUCUGCACCGACCAGGAGCUGCAGGACCUCUACGGGAUGACGUGCACCGACACGUACGACCCUUCCAAGAGCUCAACCAACAAGCUGGUCACGCCCCACGGCUUCAAGAUUGUCUACCUGGACGGCGGCACCGCAUCGGGGGACUACAUAUCCGACGACUUCAGCAUAGGGGGCACCACCAUCAAGUCGUUGCAAAUGGCCUACGUCACCCAGGCCGUCAGGGGCACCGGCAUCAUGGGCCUUGGCUUCAGCAGCGGCGAGCGCGCAAGCACAAAGUACCCCAAUAUCAUGGACGAGCUCACCAACCAGGGCAAAAUCAGCUGCAAGGCCUACUCGCUCUACCUCAACGACCGGCGCACCGAUGCCGGCAGCAUCCUCUUUGGCGGCAUAGACACGGACAAGUUCAUCGGGCCCCUCAAGAUCCUCCCUCUAUACAAGCCCCCAGGGGGCGACGACGACAACGACUACUCCUCCUUUGAAGUCAACUUUACUGCCGUUUCCCUCGCCCAUACCAAUGGCACCGCCAGUGUGGAUAUGCAGACAUCGAUCCUCGACCACCCGGUCCCGGCCGUGCUAGACUCGGGCACGACCCUGUCCUACCUGCCGGACGAGAUUACUUCGCGCCUGUACUCGGCGCUGGGCGCCGUCUUUGACCCGGACCUGCGCAUGACGCUGAUCGACUGCGGAUACCUGACGUCAGAUCCCGGGUUGAAGCUGAUGUUUACCUUUCCUUCAUCAACUGGGGAGGCGCGGAUCUCGGUGCCCGUCUGGGAACUAGUCCUCGACAUCCUCCCACCAUCAUCGGCGUCAUCAGCUGCCACGGCACACUUCAAAUCCGGCCCGUGCGUUUUCGGAAUCCAGAGCACGGCAGUGAUCGAGGACGCAGGCGGGCUCAACUUCACCCUCCUGGGCGACACGUUCCUGCGCAGCGCCUACGUCGUCUACGACUUGACGCACCACCAGAUCGGAAUCGCCCAGGCCAACCUCAACAGCACCGGCCAAACGAUCAUCGAGCUGUCGGCCCAGGGCAGCAGCCUGCCGACCGGAGUCACGGGCGUCGCCGCCCAGCAGACCACCUUUACCCCAACCGGUCUGCUAAGGACCGCCUCGCCAUCUCCAACGCCGAGCAACGCGUCCAAGAACAGUGCGCCGGGUAGGAAGGGAAAGGGCACCCUGAGGGAGGUCGUCGGGGUUCUGGCCGCCACAGGGCUGUGUAUCCUGCUUGGAGGGGCCUUAAUAUCAUGGUGA